Molecule: messenger RNA, 1717 nt
Organism: Populus nigra (black poplar)
Lineage: Eukaryota; Viridiplantae; Streptophyta; Magnoliopsida; Malpighiales; Salicaceae
Product: phosphoserine aminotransferase 2, chloroplastic-like
Exons: 1
Coding region: 108-1391 (427 amino acids)
Biological process (GO): L-serine biosynthetic process
Cellular component (GO): chloroplast stroma; cytoplasm
Molecular function (GO): O-phospho-L-serine:2-oxoglutarate transaminase activity; pyridoxal phosphate binding
Source: RefSeq, a predicted model, not a curated record
UAUAUAUAAAACUCUUCUCAAAGAUUCAGAUCUUGUACUGCAGCUAGCCACCACCAACCCCUGAAAAACAAAGUUCCCAUUUUUCUUGCUAAACCUCAUUCACCACCAUGGCAUCAAAACUAAUCUUGUCAUCACCAAACUCUCUCCUUCUCCAAAAUCCUAAUCUCCAACACCACAACCAUCAUCUCCUCUUCAAACCCACCACCAAUAUGGCAUCUUUCCCAAAUUUAACCAAUAAAGUUAAGGCCUUUUCAAUCAAAUGUGCAGCAACUACAGCAACCCCGCUUUCUCAAAGUCAAGAUCUUGAAGAGAGAGUCUUUAAUUUUGCUGCAGGGCCUGCUACUUUACCUGAGAAAGUCUUAAAAAAGGCUCAAUCUGAGCUUUAUAAUUGGCAUGGAUCUGGGAUGAGUGUAAUGGAAAUGAGCCAUAGAGGGAAAGAAUUUCUUUCUAUUAUUCAAAAGGCCGAGGCUGAUCUCAGGGCCUUGUUGAAUAUUAGUGAAGAUUACGCUGUUUUGUUUCUUCAAGGUGGUGCCACUACACAAUUUGCAGCCAUUCCAUUGAAUCUGGUGAAACCUGAAGAUUCUGUUGAUUAUGUUGUUACUGGAUCAUGGGGAGAUAAGGCCUUUAAGGAAGCUCAAAAGUACUCUAAACCAAAGGUGAUCUGGUCAGGUAAAUCUGAAAAGUAUACAAAGAUUCCAUCUUUUGAUAGUUUGGAGCAAACCCCAGAUUCUAAAUAUUUGCAUAUUUGUGCUAAUGAGACAAUUCAUGGUGUUGAAUUUAAGGAUUACCCAGAUCCUAAAAAUGGGAUCCUGGUAGCUGAUAUGUCUUCAAACUUUUGUUCAAAACCUGUUGAUGUUUCUAAGUUUGGUGUGAUUUAUGCUGGAGCUCAAAAGAAUGUAGGCCCAUCUGGGGUUACUAUUGUGAUAAUUAGGAAAGAUUUGAUUGGUAAUGCACAAGGGAUUACUCCUGUGAUGUUGGAUUAUAAGAUCCAUGCAGAGAAUAAUUCACUUUACAAUACUCCACCUUGUUUUGGUAUUUACAUGUGUGGUCUAGUUUUUGACGAUCUUUUGGCACAAGGUGGAUUAAAGGAGGUUGAAAAGAGGAAUAAGAAGAAAGGUGAUUUGCUUUAUAAUGCUAUCGAUGAAAGCAAGGGGUUCUAUAGGUGUCCUGUUGACAAAUCUGUGAGGUCAUUGAUGAAUGUGCCUUUUACACUAGAGAAGUCUGAAUUGGAGGCUGAGUUCAUCAAAGAAGCUGCUAAGGAGAAGAUGAUUCAGCUCAAAGGGCAUAGGUCAGUGGGAGGAAUGAGAGCUAGCAUUUAUAAUGCAAUGCCUUUGGCUGGUGUUGAAAAGCUGGUUGCUUUCAUGAAGGAUUUCCAGGCAAGGCAUGCUUGAGUCUUUAUUGAUUGGAUGAUUGAACCCCAACAUGGUGUUUUCAAGUUUUGAGACUUUGAAUGCCUCCUAUGAAUGAUUAUUCUCAGAGAUAUGUAACAAUAUGGUCUUGUGUUGUUUCCUUUAUGUUUGGUUUGAUCUCAGUGGUUGUUACAGUUGGGAAUUGAUGCAGUUUUAUAGGCUGUUCUUAUGGUCAUGUUAGUCAGUGUCAAGCUCAAUUUAGCGAGAUCAUAUAGUAUCUUUUUCGUGUUUUCAUUUCAUUCCGCAGAUUAUUUUUUAAUGCAAUGCAAUGGAGCCUAAUAAAUGAUGAUAUUACAUGGCUUUUGACA